Messenger RNA from Branchiostoma belcheri (Belcher's lancelet), 2770 nucleotides. RefSeq names its product AUGMIN subunit 5-like. The transcript has 5 exons. Gene Ontology annotation, cellular component: HAUS complex; centrosome. Bases 58 to 2103 code for a protein of 681 amino acids. Lineage: Eukaryota; Metazoa; Chordata; Leptocardii; Amphioxiformes; Branchiostomatidae. The record is from RefSeq and is a predicted model, not a curated record. Gene Ontology annotation, biological process: spindle assembly; centrosome cycle.
ACGGACGAUUGUGAAUAUAUUCUAGAUUUAUAAAAUAGCGUCUAACAAGUGAGUAACAUGAGUUCCACGGAGGAAAUGGCGCGCUGCAUUCGGGAGUGGGCAGAAGAUGAGAUGCAGUUCGUCUCACAAGGCUAUCUCAGCAGCGCCGCCAUGCCACCGACAGCGGAACUGCAGCAGAUGUGCAGUGGAUGGAGGAUGCUGGAACUGUGGAACUUCGUCACCAAGUUCGUGAAGUCGGCAGAAACGGUGAGGAAAGUGAGAGGAAACCUCUUUCUUGAUGCCAAGAUGGAAAGCAGGGGAGGCUCAUACAAGGUGCGGUACAAGGGGAAGGAAAAGUACUCGCAAGAGGAAGCAAGUUUACAAGAUCACUACGAGAGGCUGCAAUCUCAGAUAGCGCAGGAAAGGAGGGAUGCUGCAACACUGCAGACUGAAAUCAACAGGCUGGAGAAGGAGAUGUCAGAAGCAGAACAGUUUCAAACCCAGACUUGCUCGCAAACGAAAGAGCUUCGCCACAGUAAAGCCUUGCUUCAUGCCUACUCCCAACAGUGUGAGGCGCAGGGUGCUCAGUAUAAAGAGUACACUGCUCGUGUCCAACAACUUGUCGAACGGUUCCAGAAGGUGUCAAGUCGCCCGAUUGACGACAAACCAGCCUACAGCCAAGAAACAGGAGACGGGACCACCAGUGGAGCGGUGGAGUCUGCCUGUACGCAUGACGUACGCCUAUGCACGAAAGAGCUUCAGGGGUUUCUGACAGGCAUUCUGCAGGGGCAGUUUGGGGUAGACAAGGGCCAUCUGUCGCGGCGUAAAGAGCAGCUGUGGACUGUCGUGGAGAACGUUACUCGUGAGCAUCCCGUAAACCACGUCCUGCACUCCCUGGGACUCAUCACCCAAGACGCCACCUUCCAUCUGAGAGACGUGACAGCGAGAGUGGACGUCAAGAACGAAGUGGAGCAACUCAGCUUCGAUUAUGUAGGCCCGGGGCAGUUCCGUGAUGUUUCCAGUGGCGCAAACGUCGUGAAAGGCGUCCAACAGUUGCUCCAGGAGGCUCAGGUGUCACACUUCCACCAGUUUAUCCGGACAGAGCAGAGCCUGAAUGCAGUCUGGAAGGAGAGACAGGCUUUGGAUGAAGCCAAAGCAAGGCUUGAGAAGAUCUUAUCCAGGAAGAUGCUGCAAGCAGGAGUCAUAGAGCUGACAAAAUCCCUGCUGGGGGUAGAGCUGGAGCUAUCUGGGGCUCAGGCCGCCCUGCAGUGCCUCCAGGAGUCAGCAGGGGAGCUGGAAACUUCGGCCCGAAGGAGGAGCACAGAGAAAAAAGCCCUGGAGGAGAAGCACGGCCGCAUUCAGGACUUCCAGACGACGGUAGAGCGGAAACAGGACCUGAUCAGGGUGCUGACAAAACAAAACUCUGACUCCAAACCACGGCUGGUGACUCUCCAGAGGGAGUGGCAGCAGUUCAUGCAACGGCAGCUCUGCAUCCAUGAGUCACAGGUCCAGGCUAACACCCUGCAGCUGAAGGGAGCUGUGAAACAGGAAGUGGAGUCCCUCCUGCCUCUGAAACUUUCCGCCCUGAAGCCGGCCCUGCUGGACCAGCCAGGCCUGACCCAGGUCCGAGACCUGUCGCUGUACGCAGUAGACCAGGAGACAGGCACAGCGGAGGGCACCAGCCUCAGGAAGGUUGCAGAAGAUGUCAACUGUAAACCAUACAAGGCAGCUGAGUGCUUACUACCACAAGCAAUCCAAAUGAAGGUGGACAUUGCUGCGAUGGCCACCCUGCUGCAGUCCCAUGACCAGCUGAUGGAGGAGCUGCAGGGGGUCAGGCAGGCAGGCGGGCUGCAGAGGGCAGCCGCCCUGUGUGAAGAGGUGGCGAGGGCGGACAGGUCCAUGUUAGAGCGACUCCUGCCACAGCUGGAGGUCAGGAUGGACAAGACCCAGCAGGUCAUGGGUCGCGCCCUCAGGGUCAGGGACUUCAAGGAUGCAUGGUGGGACCAGCCAGCCCAGCACCUGGCACCAUGGCUGGAGCAGGGGGGACAGACGUACAGGCAGUGGUGCACAGCCUGGACUGUGGGGGUCGCACAUCUACACCAGGCCAGGCAGCAGUUCCAGUAACCCCCCUGUGCUAGAGGACCCCCCCCUGAAGCUGAGGGGUACAGAGAUGGUCAACCAUUGCCAGUUCAUCCAGGCAACGUUUACUACAUCAUCUUGUUCUGUUCAACCUCAACUUUGAAUAUAUUAUAAUAUAAAGGAUUGAACUGUUCCACAUGACUAGAAAGUUCAGCUUCUAGAAAAAGCUUUCAAAUGGCAUCCACCAUCCUCAUUCAGUUCUGAAAUUUUCAUCACCAUACCUGGGAGGCUUAAAAAUCACACAGAUCAAGGUACUAGAGGGUGUUCAGCUUGUUUGUUUGGUUCUGUGUAUUUAUGGGUAACACAAUCGCUUCUCUUGCUGAAGGAUGACUGCAGUGUUUUUGGAUAGAUGGCUGAAUAAAUCAGUCCAACUCAACAAUCAUCACUUUGGUAUCCCAUUUCUUUUGUCAUUUUAAAUCAGAUUUCACUCCAUUCAGUAUUACUCCAUCUAAUCUUACACUUCAUAGCAAAAACACAGACAGUCUUGCUUGUUGAAUGGCUAUAAAGUGUGGAUCAUAUUUUGAAGCUUUUUUAUAUUUGGAUCAGAACAUUGAAAUAGAAAAUAUGUACACGGCUUCUUAUGAAUACAAGGUGCUACAGAAGGGCAGAAACAAAGACUCGGUAGACAAAAUAAUACAAUUUACUUGUGACU